Talaromyces stipitatus ATCC 10500 is the source of this 3558-nucleotide messenger RNA. RefSeq lists its product as uncharacterized. The coding region runs from base 1 to 3144 and encodes 1047 amino acids. Lineage: Eukaryota; Fungi; Ascomycota; Eurotiomycetes; Eurotiales; Trichocomaceae. Gene Ontology annotation, cellular component: nucleus. The record is from RefSeq and is a predicted model, not a curated record. Gene Ontology annotation, biological process: proteolysis. Gene Ontology annotation, molecular function: DNA binding; cysteine-type peptidase activity. The transcript is spliced from 5 exons.
AUGGACCUCGCUAUCCCUAGCUCACGAACAACACCCUCGUCUAGCCAAACGCUCCUUGAGCUUGCCGAGAUACUCCGGGAGCUGGCCGACAUGCAGGUCAAGGGAGAAAUGAAGGACGUAGAGAGCGUGCCCGAGUUUCACGACUUUAUCCAACAGCUUUGCCGAAAGGCACCGGCCUUUGCGCAAGCCAUCGCUGCCGCAAUUCGCGAAAACACCGCAGAUCCGUCUCCUCGCCUAUCCUCGAAACGAAAACGGAGACACGAUCCGUCUUAUCGGCCGAGUUACCCAGUGCAACCCGCCCUAAAGAAGAGGCAUUGUAUGAACGCAGUUGAUGAGCCUACGACUCCUGAGAGUCCGAUUUUGGAAGGCGAAACCGAGGAUGCACUGGAUUCUAUAGUCUGUGUUAACACGACUGAACUCAGAUCCUCGUCUAAGCACGAGAAUAAGUCAGACCUCACGACGCUUGCCGUGCAUCAAAAUGCCCCCAAAAGCGAGAACAUGCAUAGCAGCACAGUGCCGACAUUCCUCAAUGGGGAGCAGACAGAGCCGCCACCUACGCCCGAAGAUCUCACUAAGGAUAUGUCCUUCAAGGAUAAAAUCCAUCAGAUGAUCGACAUCGUCAACCUGCUCAAAAAAUACCCGAACGAUCUGCCGCACACUGUUCAUCAGAAAAUUCUGCAAAGUCUUCACACCAACCAGGACCCAAUCAUCGGAUCAAAAGCCAAUCAAUGGUCAGACGGGAGAACGUGGUUGAAGGUAUUAGAGGGAGGAUCCGCCACAAAUCAUCGGUGUACUGUAUUCAAUAUGCUGGAAUACAUAGGCGCCUCGCAAUGGUAUGACGGCCAGAUUGAGGUGGCAAAGCAAAUGGUAUUCACCAAGCAGAACAAGCCUGUGGGUGAGAAGGGAGCAGCAAUGCAUGUGCUAGACCGUAUCACCCAUGAGCAUAGCUUGCUCAAUAGAAAAGUCAUUACCAACCAGUUCUCCAGAGGGAAGAAAUUGCGCGUGCUUGUCAAGGAACUCGGGCUAGGUAUCCUAUUUAGCCCCAAGAUCUGGAGUUACACCAAGAGAAAAGAGCCUCAAUUCGAUCAGCUACUCCAAGAACUCAAAGCAGAUACUCAAUGGAUGGCUCUAUUUCGACUUCUUACUCCGCAGGUGGAACAGCUGGUUCAAAGUGGCUCCACUGAUCCAGAAGCGUUGUAUAACUCUUUCAGGCAGCAUGAUCUAGUCUCUGAGGAAGAGCUCCAGGAAUUGAAAGUAAAAUAUGCUUUGGAACACGUGAGAAUCCUACCAUCUCAACUCCUGGAUAGAGCUGACAGUAGCAAGGAUCCGCUUCUAAACGGAGCUCUGAAUACGGCAUAUGAUCAACUGGUCAGUCGGAUCAGCACUCAGGUAUUCAAUAAGCGGAGUUUAAGUGACCAUGAUACAUGCAUUAUCGACCACAGCCUGAAAUUACCAGCCGAUAUCUUUUAUGCCUUGCGCCCCGGGCAAUGGCUCGACUGUUGGGUCAUUAAGGUAGCUAUGCAUAUAGCAGACCGGCCAGCUUUCGUGCAUUUUCGCGAGAGCAUUCCGGUGAAUGACAUCGGAAGACACGGUCGAAUGAGAUCGAUAACAAAGCCCUUUAAAGCCUGGGCAAAGGAGAUGGCUGAGCUUCGUAGGAAAACAGCAGUUGGACUAGAAGGCAUUGCCCCUCUAAUUUUCUACUCUCCUGUCCAUCAUACGCAUUCGCAUUUCACGUUACUCGAGAUCGAUGAUAGUGAAAAAGUGAUCCGCCAUUAUGACUCACUGGCAGAGCCGACGACUAUCAACGGCACGAAGAAGACGAGAGUUGCCACUCUGGUUGAGGCAAGUUCAGCAUUGAAGACGGCAGAAGCAUUUUCUAACGAUUUACCUACACCGCAACAGAGCGACGACUGGAGUUGUGGAGCUCGGGUGAUAUGGGCUUUCAGAAAACGAUGCAAUGGAUUUGAUAUCGGGUCGUGGGAUACCGUGCUGGACUCAGAACGCAUACAGUUGGAUAUCGUCAACAGUCUUAUCGCUUGUAUUGAUUCGAGCGCUAUGCAAAAGUACAGCCGAGGCCGCGACCGUGGAGUCAGGAAUGAUGCAUCAUUGCCAGAUGUGUUUAGUGAGGAAAGGUCAGAGCAGGGAUUUCAACGCGUCAAGAUGCCACCAAUUCGCGAUAAAAACAAAAAGGAUUUAGCUGAGCAAGAGGGCCGAAUCUUAUUAGCUAUUUCCGAUUUACAAAAUGGACGAAUUUUACGCGUGGCUCAAGCUGCAAGAAUUUAUGAUAUAACGCGGUCAACUCUACAAAAGAGAUUAAGCGGCAUUCAACCAAGAUCUCUCGUACGCGCCAACAACCAUAAAUUGACUCAAUUUGAGGAAGAAUCGCUUGUCAAAUGGGUGCUUGAUCUAGAUAAACGUGGAUUACCCCCCCGGCACUCUCUUGUACGAGAGAUGGCUAAUCAUCUUCUCUCACAACAUGGAAAUCAACAGGUUGGAGAGAAAUGGGUAUACAAUCUUGUUCAACGUCGCCCAGAGAUUGAUUCAAAAUUCUCACGAAGAUAUAACUACGAACGAGCCAAAUGCGAAGACCCGAAGAUAAUUCAAGAGCAUUUUGAUCGCGUACGAGAGGUUAUAUCUGAAUAUGGAAUCUUACCGGAAGAUAUCUACAAUUUUGAUGAGACUGGCUUUGCUAUGGGACUCUGCGCGACUGCAAAGGUUAUAACAGUAAGUGAUCGAUAUGCUCGGCCAAAGUUAUUACAGCCUGGAAAUCGAGAAUGGGUGACUGCAAUUGAAGCAACAAAUUCAACUGGAUGGGCUCUGCCUUCGUACGUCAUUUUCAAGGCAAAGAAAAACGUACGAUUAGGCUGGUUUGAUGAUCUUCCAGAUGAUUGGAGAAUCGAUAUCAGUGAAAAUGGAUGGACCACAGAUCAAAUAGGAUUAGAAUGGCUUAAAACCCAUUUUAUUCCUCUUAUUAGUGGUCGUACGUUGGGGACAUAUUCCAUGUUGAUUCUUGAUGGUCACGGAAGCCAUUUAACUCCAGAAUUUGAUUGUACGUGUACUGAGAAUAAGAUUAUUCCAGUCUGCAUGCCACCUCAUUCUUCCCAUCUUUACAGCCUCUUGAUGUUGGGUGUUUUGCCGUUUUAAAGCGACAUUAUGGGCAACUUGUUGAGCAGCGGAUGAGGCUGGGUUUUAAUCAUAUCGAUAAAAUCGACUUUUUGACAGCCUUUCCAAGGGCUCGUACAAUGGCAUAUAAGGCUCAAACUAUACGGAAUAGCUUCGCAGCAACCGGAUUAGUGCCUUUCAAUCCGGAUCGAGUUAUUCGACAGCUUACUAUUCAAUUGAAGACACCAACACCACCUCCAAGUCGAUCAAGCAAUACGCAAUCAUCUUGCUUACAGACACCCCAAAAUAUACGUCAAUUUACACGUCAAUCGACUACAAUUAAAAGGCGUAUAAGUGAGCGUACAGGGAGUCCAAACCAAGUGAUCGAUCAGGCAAUCAUGCGGAUGUCAAAGGCUUACGAAACAACUAUGAAUGAGCUUUUACUCGUACGGAAAG